This is a messenger RNA of Symsagittifera roscoffensis, 4590 nucleotides long. Its product is annotated as TBC1 domain family member 8B-like. The transcript has 22 exons. Bases 94 to 4143 code for a protein of 1349 amino acids. NCBI's taxonomy places the organism in Eukaryota, Metazoa, Xenacoelomorpha, Acoela, Convolutidae. The record is from RefSeq and is a predicted model, not a curated record. Gene Ontology annotation, molecular function: calcium ion binding.
UUUAUGAGUCAUGUGAAUUUGGACCAGAGAUCAUCUGUAUAUGGUUGUUAGUUAGCUAAGUAGUUAGUAAGUCAGUGGAGAUAACCAUUAAAGAUGUGGGUGCUGCCCGAAGAGAUUCUGUUGCCGGGUGCUUUCUGGGAGACCCUGAGAUCGAAUGAGUUCUUCUACAUGCAGCAGAGCAGAGGAGCAGCUAAGAAAGGAAUCUCAGGAAUGUUUCUGGGUACAGUGGACACCCUGAUUGACGCCAAGUCAGCACCCUUCCGCAUCAUCCUCCACACUCCAGACAGUGACGUGUACAUGUCAGUGGCAGCGAGUCACUCCAGAGAAGAGAUUGACGAAGAUUGGGAUUGGCUCGAGCAGAAUAUACUAGCUGCUCUCGUUAGCUUUGAACAGAGAUAUGAUGAUGUGCGAAUUUACGUGUCCACUAAAAUUGAGUCGCUUGUCGCUGCAUUGUCGGAUGGCUUAAACGGGCAGCACAGUCGUGACCACUCAUCGAACAUUCUGGAAUCCCGCAAUACAAUGGACGAGACCAUUACUAGUGGCGAUGUAAUUAGCAGCCAGUUUAAAAUGGCUAAUCAGUCGAGUGGGAACUCGGAGGAUGAGGAGAGUAAAGCAUACAAGAUGGCGUCGGUGAAGUUCAGGAAGAGGUUCCAGAUGCCUGAAGAAGAGAAGCUGGUGAACUAUUACUCCUGCUCCUACUGGAAGGGAGUCAUGCCGAGACAGGGCUGGCUGUACCUGUCAGUGAACCACUUGUGUUUCUACUCGUUCUUCAUGGGCAGUGAGUCCACAGUGUGUGUGAGGUGGAGUGACAUCACCUCCCUCGAUCGCAAACAAGGGGUCAUCGGCACCAACAACCGCAUCACGGUGUGCACUAGACAGGGCGUGUUUGAGUUCUCGAUGUUGAUGAAUGCGGGCGAGACAUACAGACUGUGCCAGCAACUGGUCUCCUUCGCCCUCCGGCUCCUCAUGGCAGAGGCCGGAUACUCCUCAUUCGGAUUCAAGGACAAGAAGCGGAAGAAGCACAGUUCCCUGAUGAAGAGAGACCUCUAUGCCCAGUUGAGGAGUGACAACUACAGAGCCCUGUUCAGUCUACCGAGGAGUGAGAAGCUGCACGGCGACUGCAGCUGCAGUCUGUGGCUGCCUUACGACAGGACAGCCAUUAGAGGCAAACUCUACAUCUCACAUAAUUUCGUCUGCUUCAACAGUUCAGACAGUGGGGCUGCAAUGGUUAAGCUAGUGCUGCCCAUUUAUGAAAUCACACACGUGGAUAAGAUAGACAAGGCAGCCAAUGAGAUCAGAGACGGGGUGCACAUCACUAUGAAGAAUGGAGCGGACAAUGUAUUGCUGGGUCGUCUGAGUGACCGUACAAGUGUAAUAGGGGCAAUCACGGGCUCCAUGCGACACACCUCUGCAUCUAUAGAAGACAACCUCUAUUCAGACAGACACGACACAGACACUAGCACCAACAGGAGAAAAAAAUUCAGGGUGAGAACAGUUGAUUCAGAAACUGGCAGUUCACAUGGGGAUUUGUCCUCUGGCACUUCGAGUGGUAGCUGGGGCAUGGUCACCAGGAGGGACUUGGAAGAUGGAGAGGAUGAGUGGGCUGCUGAAAACGAAGAGGAGUCAGCCAGCUUGUCUUCUCUGGACCCGUUUGAGCUGCAGCCCGCCCUUAUCACCCUCUUUCAUCAAUCAACAGUCAUAUCGGACGACACCCUAACAGACAACACCACAUCUACUACUAUGGCUGAAACUAAAACAUCAAAAGAGGAAGGAGAAGGAGUGAAGAGAGAAGGGGAGAUUGAAAACCAGGCAAGUGCAGCCAGUGUGCAUCUGAAGAAAGAGGAGGCCAAACAGAAACUGUGGAUAGACCACUUUGAUAAAUUUGGCAGAGGGGCAACCAUGUACAGGACUCUUGAGACACUGCAGCUGAUCAGGAAGGGUCUCCCUGAGUUGUACAGAGGGGAGAUGUGGAUGAUCUACAGUGGGGCAUUACACGACAAGAAACUACAUCCGGGAUACUACGAGAAACUAGUAUACUCCACACCCAACAGAGCUGAUGCAGUGGCCCCGGACGAGAUAGAGCGAGACCUUCACAGAUCCCUGCCCGAACAUCCCGCCUUCCAGAGCAACGUAGGCAUAGCUGCUCUACGCAGGGUGCUCAAUGCAUACGCUAGAAGGAACCCAAACAUUGGGUACUGUCAGGCGAUGAACAUAGUGUCUAGUGUGAUCCUGCUCUACUGUGCGGAGGAGGACGCCUUCUGGCUCCUCAUAGCUCUCUGUGAGAGGCUCCUCCCAGACUACUACAACACUCGAGUGGUGGGCGCACAGGUGGACCAGUAUGUGUUGACGCAACUCUGCGAGAAGUUCAUGCCCGAGUUGGCGCAGAGGCUGGCGGAGUUGGACGUGUUGACGAUGGUGUCUCUCUCCUGGUUCCUCACUCUCUUUCUCUCCGUGAUGCCAUUCAAUUGUGCCACCCACAUCAUCGACUGCUUCUUCUGCGACGGAGCCAGAGCCAUAUUCCAAGUUGCCCUUUCUAUACUGGAGGAGAACAAGGAGGAGUUGGCUGCGUGUAAAGAGGAGACUGACGUCAUCACUGUGUUCGUGGACUUCUUCCAGUCCCUGAAGAACUUCCAAGAGCUGACAGUUAACCCUACCAAACAGGAGCAUACUUCUUCCUCUGUGGGAAAUAACAGUAACAUAGACACCAACCCAACAGACAGUGAAACUGAACCAGAAAACAGCAGCUCUGAGUCGUCAACUGGAGAUCAAAAAGAAGGUUCCAGACAAAAGCGGAAGCCAGUUUUGGUGGGCAAAAUCAUUUACAAUGCGUAUCACUUAUUCGGCACCAUAACGAAUGAGGAAAUUGAAGCACUUCGUUUCAAGUAUCGCAUCAAGGUCAUACAGAAUUUGGAGGAUUCUACUAAACGCACUGUUCUGCGAAAUGUGGGUGAGAGCUCUGUGUUCAGCGAGAGUGAACUGGAGUUGCUUUAUGAGGCAUUCAAAAAGGAGCAGGUGGCUGGGUUUUUCUGGUCCCAGCUGCAACCGCAGCAGGCAUUCGACAGAAGGGAUCCCUUCUGUGUCCAGUCCAAAAUCAACCGCGAAAGAUAUUCUACCUUGAUGAAGACUCUGUCGCCUUGGUGCCAGCAUUCAAUGGCUGAUCAGAUGUGUGAGCGUUCCUUCUGGGCGGUAGACGUGGACGGAGACGGACUCGUGAACUUCGCCGAGUUCUGUCUAGCCCUCUCUCUCAUGACUAGACAGGCGGCGGAGGAGAGAAUCAAGUUCCUCUUCCUCAUGCAUCUCUGUCCAUAUAUAACGACAACUAAUACCAGUAGUAGUAGCAACAGAGAAAGCAAACCAACAGACACUGACAGCUCAACUGGUUUGGCAAGUGAAGAUGUCGAUGCGAACCAGGACAUGUUUUGCAGCGAUGCUUCCUCCUCGCCAAUCGAGUUCGUAGAUGCAUCUAUGGUCCCUUCUGGGGGAUCCAAUAGUCCAGAAAACGAAUCAGAAGACAAAAGUGACAGAUACAAGACAGAUAGCAGUGGAUCAAUUGCCAAAUCGAAGUCAACGCCUCAGUUUGACGAGAAGAAACAACAUUCGAAGCAGCAUAAAAGGAGGACAACUGAGAGUAGUAAUAUGGCCGUUGAUAUGACCGAAGGUGACUUGGGCGUGUGCUCCUACAGACAGCUAACAAGCGUGGGAAGGGGAGGGGACAGAAUUGAUAAGUGGGUGAUGAACUAUCAGAGACUGGGAGAGGUGAGUCUGAAUCAGCAGCAAUUCAUCCAGUUGUGGAAGAGUCUCUAUGACGUGUUCCAGAAUGAAACUAACGAACAGGACCUAUACUUUGCAAUCGGAACUAUUGGGUCGAAUUUAUUGAGAAUGGGAGACGUCAAAAAGGGCAAAAUACGAGCUGAAUCAAUGCAAGCUUCCAACUCCAUAACUAAUCCUGCUGGUCCAAUUGGAGAUCUGUCAGAGGUGCCCAACAUGGGCAUGGAUCCAGGUGUGUUUGACGUGGACUGGCGAAUCGAGUUCAACCAAUUUCUGGCCAGUAUUAGUCAGUUCAGUGAAGUCUUCCAGUUCUUCAACUCCAAAGUCCCAAUCAAGGAUCGAUCCAAGACGCUUGUUGCUCCUCAGACAGAGUAGCAAGUGAAGGGUGUGUUAUGAGUUAAAAAGAUUAAGAUAUUUUUCCAUUUCUUGUUUCAAUCUAAAAUUUAAAAAUAUCUAUUUUGCUGUAAUUAGUUUUUAGCUGAAUUGUAAAUUAACAGCGGUAUAGAUCAAAAUUUUGCAGAGCAUUUCAAAGUGAGCGUUCUUUGACCGUAAUAUUCAAUUGAAUCUAGGAUAAACACUUCUUGAUUUUUUUCUGAUGUCCUUAAUUUUGACCAGCUCACGUAUGGUUAGGUCAAGUAUAUUCAUCGCCCUUCUUGAUUCUAUCUGAUAAAACUGUAAUUUAAUGCUUCAUGAUCAUUUUACCAAUGUAGUUUAAUGUUUAUCAACGAUUUUGAAGGUGCUUAGCUAGACUUUAAUUUAUUCAAGGUAUUUUCUGUAACAUAAUUUCCACGAAAUAGUCUUGAAUUUACUUUAUUGUAAUUA